Physella acuta is the source of this 1305-nucleotide messenger RNA. RefSeq lists its product as uncharacterized. The record is from RefSeq and is a predicted model, not a curated record. NCBI's taxonomy places the organism in Eukaryota, Metazoa, Mollusca, Gastropoda, Physidae.
AUGGCGGCCUGCAUCACAGGCAACCACAGCACACCAGUCGACCACAGUACCACACUCAACCACAGUACCACACUCAACCACAGUACCACAGUCAACUACAGCAUCACAUUGCAACCAGACAGCACCACAGUCGACCACACCAACUAUAGCAUCACAGUCAACUACAGCACCACAGUCAACUACAGCACCACAGUCAACCCCAGCACCACAGUCAACUACAGCACCACAGUCAACUACAGCAACACAAUCAACUACAGCACCACACCCAACCCCAGCACCACAGUCAACUACAGCACCACAGUCAACUACAGCAUCACAGUCAACUACAGCACCACAGUCAACUACAGCACCACAUUGCAACCAGACAGCACUACAGUCAACUACAGCACCACAGUCAACUACAGCACCACAGUCAACUACAGCACCACACCCAACCACAGCACCACAGUCAACUACAGCACCACAGUCAACUACAGCACCACAGUCAACUACAGCACCACAGUCAACUACAGCACCACAGUCAACUACAGCACUACAGUCAACUACAGCACCACAGUCAACUACAGCACCACAGUCAACUACAGCACCACAGUCAACUACAGCACCACACCCAACCACAGCACCACAGCCAACUACAGCACCACAGUCAACUACAGCACCACAGUCAACUACAGCACCACAGUCAACUACAGCACUACAGUCAACUACAGCACUACAGUCAACUACAGCACCACAGUCAACUACAGCACCACAGUCAGCUACAGCACCACAGUCAACUACAGCACCACAUUGCAACCAGACAGCACUACAGUCAACUACAGCACCACAGUCAACUACAGCACCACAGUCAACUACAGCACCACAGCCAACUACAGCACCACAGUCAACUACAGCACAACAGUCAACUACAGCACCACAGUCAACUACAGCAUCACAGUCAACUACAGCACCACAGUCAACUACAGCAUCACAGUCAACUACAGCACCACAGCCAACUACAGCACCACAGUCAACCACAGUACCACACUCAACCACAGUACCACAGUCAACUACAGCACCACAGUCAACCACAGUACCACACUCAACCACAGUACCACAGUCAACCACAGUACCACAGUCAACCACAAUACCACAGUCAACCACAGUACCACAGUUAACCACAGCCAACCCCAGCACCACAGUCAACCACAGUACCAGUCAACCACAUCACCCCAGUCAACCACCAUUAUAUAUCACUUUAUCUGCAGUAAAUUAAAAACCCAUAUCCAACACAUCAAACCAGACUUUGAUUUAUCCUCCUUUUGA